Molecule: messenger RNA, 1189 nt
Organism: Aplosporella prunicola CBS 121167
Lineage: Eukaryota; Fungi; Ascomycota; Dothideomycetes; Botryosphaeriales; Aplosporellaceae
Exons: 2
Coding region: 30-950 (306 amino acids)
Source: RefSeq, a predicted model, not a curated record
GUUCCUCUUCAAGACACAAUACCGAAACAAUGCCUUCUCUCCGCACCGAAUACCUUCGCUCCUCCGAGAAGGGUCUCUCCAGCAUCUCCACUCUCAUCAUUGGCUCUAAACACGCCAUUUUAAUCGACCCGCCCUUCCUACUCCCUGAUGCGCAGUCCCUUGUUUCCUGGAUCAAAACCACGACUGCAAACCCCCUCGUCGCAAUCUUCAGCACUCAUCAUCACCCCGACCACUAUUUCUCUGUGGACGCAGUCUUAGCCGCUUUCCCGUCUGCAAAAUUCUACGCCGCGCCUUACGUCUGUGCAGGCAUUGAGCGCGAGUAUGAAGACAAGACAAAGUACUGGUCCUCGGUAAUGCCGGCCGAGCUCGUUGCCCCAAGGCCGCGCAAACCCGAGCCGUACACGUUCAGCUUCUUCAUGCUGGAUGGGAGCAUCGUGACGCUGCUGGGACCGGUGCAGGGCGACAGCGUUGAUCAUACGAUGUUCUGGCUGCCGGCGGAGCGGGUGCUGAUCACGGGUGAUGUGAUGUAUGCAAGGAGUACGCAUUUGUGGGCGGAGGAAAUCGAGACGCCUGAGAUCUACGAGGCGUGGUUGCGAACGCUGGAUCUGAUUGAAGCGCUGAAGCCUGAGAGGAUUGUUCCCGGACAUGUGGAGGAGGGCUGGGAGUUGGAUGCGGAGAAAGAUCUUGAGCAUAACCGAAAGUACCUAAAGCUUUUCCAGGAGAGAAUCACGCUGGCGGAGAGGAAGCUUAGUGUCAAGGAGGUUUAUGACACUUUUAAGAAUGCAUUCCCGGAGGCGGAUCGGAAUCUCGACUUCUUCCUCGGGCGUCUGUCGAAUCAAUUUGGCGAGGGCGGAGAUGUUUGGGAGGAGAAUAGGCAUCAUAAUCUAGGAGAGAGGACGAGGGAGCAGUUGCAGGGUUAUGUGAUUCCGUUGCCGAAGAGGGAGAAGUAAGAGUGGGCUUGGGCUUUGUCUGGUAAGUACGCUUUGUACUUAUAUAGGUAUGCAGGGAAACACUUGUUUAGUUUGCUUGGCAUGUUCUUCGUAUAGGUUGAGAUCGGGAAAGUGUUUUGGGCGGUUUUCGUGGAAGUCAGAUAAGCAAGAAGACAGUUAAUAAAGCAUUGGCUUUAUAGGUCGCGUAUUUCAAAGUUCGGAACAAUUUAAGAAACGUAUAGCUCGUUUAUACCUACGAG